This is a messenger RNA of Bacillus rossius redtenbacheri, 851 nucleotides long. RefSeq lists its product as uncharacterized. The coding region runs from base 510 to 851 and encodes 113 amino acids. The record is from RefSeq and is a predicted model, not a curated record. The transcript is spliced from 3 exons. NCBI's taxonomy places the organism in Eukaryota, Metazoa, Arthropoda, Insecta, Phasmatodea, Bacillidae.
ACAGUUUUUACUUAAAACGAAUACUUCUCGUAGAUUUGUCACGCUCGGCAUUAUUUUAAAUAAUUCUACAUUAAAUUCCGUAUCUGAGUUUCAAUUUCGUAUUGUAAGUUUAUUUGAAACUUGAGAACACACUCGUUACCGAGUUUUGAUGUUUACACAUCAUUGGCAGUACUAAAAGACUGGCUCAGUUUUUUUUUUUAAUUUUUAUUUUCAUAGAGACUUUUUCAAGAUACUAUUGUAUGAUUAUUCAACCAAUCUGACAUACAUAUUUGAUCUAUUUUAUUGCACAGUUCAAAGUUGUUAUAUAUUAUUGCACAACGUGCUAAACUAUCGCGGGAUUACAGUUUACGUGUGAACAGCACGCGGCUGGGCGGACGGUGACGCCGCGCCGCUAAUCUGCGCCGCGCCGCUCGAGUGCUAAUUGCCGCGGGCGGGAGGGGGCGCAGCGGCGCGCGACGAGGUGUGUUAUCUGCGCGAGGCACCGGCAGUCGCGGGCUCGCCGGCCGGAGAUGGAGGACCGCCGCUGGCGCGUGCACGAGUUCGGCGGCGUGCUGCCCUGGCUCAGCCGCCUGCUGCUCAGGAAGGACGUGGACGCCGCGGCGAGGUGGCUGGAGCAGCUGGACGCCUUCGGGACGCGCCAGCCGCGCAGCAGGGAGAACUUCGUGCGCGGGCGGUGGCCCAACUUCGAGGACGGGCGGGUGGAGAUCAAGGGGAAGGUGUGGUCCACCGACCCGUCGCACAGGGACGUGGACAAGCUGGCGGAGGUGCUGGACGCCAUGGACCUCAUCGACGAGAUGACCCUCGACAAACGCAAGCGACAGGGCCACGCUGCCUUCCAGCAGCAGCGGUGA